Messenger RNA from Lutra lutra (Eurasian river otter), 1724 nucleotides. Its product is annotated as natural killer cells antigen CD94-like. The coding region runs from base 970 to 1443 and encodes 157 amino acids. Gene Ontology annotation, biological process: positive regulation of natural killer cell mediated cytotoxicity; stimulatory C-type lectin receptor signaling pathway. The record is from RefSeq and is a predicted model, not a curated record. NCBI's taxonomy places the organism in Eukaryota, Metazoa, Chordata, Mammalia, Carnivora, Mustelidae. The transcript has 6 exons.
GGGAUAUGGCUAAUUUCAGGGCAGCGCUUUUAGGAAGAAAUGGACAUUUUUAAGCUUUCCAUGUGUCCGUGCUCUCCACUUCUGAUUCUUUAUCUGUAACUUAGAAAUGAUUUUGUGAAACUUUUCUAGCAGGUUUAUAAAGAGUGGCUUCUGACAAUGAUAAGCUCUAAACUCUGAAUGCAAACUGAAUUUACCAGAUUAAGUUAUGAACAACAUAAUGCUAGCACUGAAGUAAAUUAGUGACAAUGCUUACAAGUGUUCUUUUAAAAAUUUACCAUUUGUGUUAUGACACCCUAAGUCACCUAGAUUAAUUGUAUGUCUGUUAGUGACUCUUUGGGAGAGUGCUAAGGUUAAUGCCACAUCUCCUAACAUUAAUUUGUUUUAGGGUAAAUGCCAAAAAGCAGUAAUUUUUGGUAUGAGAAAGCGUAAUGUUCUUGAAAAAAAAUGGUUGCUAAUAUAUCAUAACUUAAUGUACGGUGAAAUGAAUCCAGGUCCCCAAGGUAUUACCCAUACGUCACACCAGGCUGGGAGUGUUCCUUUGUCUUCUCUUCCUUAUCAAAAAACCUCUACAAAGCUACAAGCAGCUGGACAUUUCAUAGGUAGAGAAUGCACUGAGGUGACUAGAAGGGCACAUUUCCAAGUACUAUUGCGGCAAUGAUAGAAGAUGCUAAGUAAAAGACUCUGGGUCUAGACAAACUUUCAUUUGAUUUCUGACUUGAAUACUGACUAGCUUUGAUACCUGGAGAAAAUAACAUUAUUAAUGGAUCUGACGUUUUCUUAUCUACUUAAUGGGAAUCAUAUUAUCUUGUGAUUCUUGUUACGUAAGUCUAUAAAACACAACUUGAUGCCUGCUGAUGUCUUCUUACUCUGGAUCUCUAAGCUUCUUUGUGGAAUUAAGAAAUAAAUGCUUCUCAGACCACUCCAUGGAAUUUGAUUUCUGGGAUCUUAGGAGUAACGUGCCUUAUUUUGAUGGCUAUUAUGGGAAUUUUGUUGAAAAAUUUAUAUCCUAAACAAAGUAUUCAGCCAACAUUGUCUCUAGAUGCAAUCAGCGAAGUCCAGAAAGGCUCUAACUGUUGUUCUUGUCCAAAAGGCUGGAUUGGGUACCAGUGCAACUGCUACUUCUUUUCUGGUAAAUUUAAAAAUUGGACAGAAAGUAAUAGUUUCUGUGCUUCUCAGAAUUCCAGUCUACUUCAGUUUCAAAAUGAAAAUGAAUUGCAUUUUAUGAGCUCCAGUACAUAUUUUUACUGGAUUGGACUCUCUUACCAUAAAGACAAAAAGGCCUGGUUGUGGGAAGAUGGCUCCCCUGUCUCCCAAGAUCUAUUGCCAUUACUUCAAAAAUUAAAUACAGAGAAAUGCACAAAGUAUAGCUCAAGCCAAGGUAUUUUGGACGAACGCUGUGAUGAUGAAAGUCGUUUUAUAUGUAUAAAAAGAGCUUAUUUAUAAAUGUGUUUCUUGGAGUGGGAGGGGUGGGCAGUGAAGAUUCAGUAGUACUAAGAGCAUGACUUUACCUCUUAUAUUAUUGCUAAUUAUCUACUUCUGGGAUCUGUAAAAUGUUUCAAAUCAUGUCUUAUGAUACAAUUUUCAUACAUUUGAAAUGAUGUGCUUCAAAAUUAGUGAAAUUUGGGGCACCUGGGUGGCUCAGUCGGUUAAACGGCUGCCCUCAGCUCAGGUUAUAAUCCCAGGGUCCUGGGAUUGAGCCAGGCAUCAGGAUCCCUGCUCGACGG